AUGUCGGCGCACCUGAUCCAUCUGCAGCAAGAAGCCCCCGUGCAGGAGAUGCAUCGUGGAAGGCAGUGCGGGCCCAUGCCCACACCUCGAACGGAUCUCACCGCGAGCAAGAGCCUGAAGAGGCUCUUGCCGUCGGAUGCCCGCUGCCGGCGGGCCGCGGCGCGGGCUCUCGAGCUCCUCCAGCCGCCACGAGCGCGGCUGGAGGCGCGAGGGUUCGCUCGGGCCGCCGCCCUGCUGCCGGCGGGCAGCGGAGCUGGACCUCGAGCUCCCCCGCCGCCGCGAGCGCGGCCGGAGGCGUGA
This is a messenger RNA of Prorocentrum cordatum, 300 nucleotides long. The record is from the annotation of a GenBank genome assembly. NCBI's taxonomy places the organism in Eukaryota, Dinophyceae, Prorocentrales, Prorocentraceae.